UGGGCACAGGCAAUUGGGUACACGGCCCCCGUCGUAUUUCGAAACAGACUCUCAGCUGAAAGUUAUGCAAAUUUAUUAUCUCUUCAUGUUGCCGUUAAGAUUUUGACGUCCAAAAGAUUGUGUUACACUCACGACGCGUACGCCAAAGAUCUUUUAAAAGUUUUUGUUAUGAACUCAAGUAUAUUAUAUGGCAAUGCUUUCGUCUCAUAUAAUAUCCACAAUCUUAUUCACCUUAGUGAUGACGUUAUGCGUUUUGGGCCCAUAUAUUCGUUUUCGGCGUACGCUUUUGAAAACUUUCUCGGCAUAAUUAAACGCUUGUUGCGCAAAAGUGAGAGAACAUUGCAACAAAUUCUUAAGCGAUUGUAUGAAAUACAAGUGUCCCGUAUUUCUAUGCCUGAAACUGUUGAAAGAACUUGCCCAUUACUGAAACUUCCAAUUAAAGGGGGCAUAUUGUUACCUGGUAUGGAUUUAACAACUCCCCAAUUCGGUCUCUUAAACCUACCAAAUUUCGAACUGACUACUGAAUGUGGUGAUAACUGUGUCAUGAUGUCUGAUAAAAAUGUCGUAAAAGUAGUAAACUUUGUUAUGCUCACUGAAAUUCCGCAUCUUAUUGGUAGAAAAUUUGCUGAAUUUUCUAAUUUAUAUCCAGCACCAUUUAAUUCAACUAUGCUGGGCAUAUAUAAAUGUAAAAUGUCCCUUGAUUUAGAUUUUUGGCCUGCUGAACAGUGUGAAUGUAAAAUGUAUUUGAUGCCAAUAAUCGCUACUGAUGAAUUCACUGUUUUCCCCAUAGAAAAAUUGUAAACAUUCACAAUAUAUAACUGAUUCAUUGUUAUUAGUUUUGUUUUUUCGUUAUUUUAGUGGAAACAUGCCUGCUAAGCCUAAUUUGAAUAAGGUCUCGACCACCAAUCUUCGUCGAGUUGGUACAAGAAAGCGUGUAGCUAAAGUUUUGGACGACUAUGUGGAUGCUACUUAUAGCGGGUCUGACCCCCAAAAUUUACAUAAAAUUCCAGUACCACCGAAUCAAAACAUAAGACCACCGAAGGCCUCAAGGACGUCAGCUAAUGCAGAUAACACUUUCCAGGACUGUUCGAUUGGAGCUGGUAAUAUUUUAUCGUUCACGUAAAUGUAUUUUCGUUCUAUUUAUUGUAAAUUGUUAUUUUUUUGAAUUCAGCCAUGAUAACAAUGACGGACCAAUUUUCCGAACGCAACAAACAAGCCAGGGCACCGAACAGUGGUCUUUUAGAGAUCAUAUUACACUUAGCGAAGAUGAAUCAUUGGCUUCACAAGAUUCUCAGGGAAGUAAAGAAGAUACUGCUGCAUCCACCAAUUUUGAAGCAGAAAGGGAAUUACAAGGUUUGACAUCACAGUCGCCAGAUAACCAAUUAGGCUACACUGAAUUACAUUCAUUAGAAGUCGAGAAUUGUGGUUAUGAGAGUGACUCACAAGAACAGGUUAUUCUUCCUGGAACGUCUGGAAUAGUGAAUUCUCAUCCGCAACUGAAGCAAAAUUACGGCCAUGAAAAUAAAGCACAAAACCAUUCUGUUAUCAGGCCUUACUCUUCUCGGAAUGAGAAUCCCCGUCCAAAACUGAAUCAAAAUGACGGCCGUGGAAUGGAACAACAACAACAGGUUACUCGUCCUGGUCUGUCUUGUAACGAGAAUCACCGCCCACAACUGAAUCGAAAUGACGGUCAUGGAUGCGAACCACAACAACAACUGGUUAUCCGCCCUGGCCCAUCUCGAAAUGUGAAUUGCCAACGUGAAAAUACCCGUAAUGUAAUUGAACCACAACAACCCGCCAUGCCUGGCCCGUCUAGAAAGGUGAACUCUCAUCCUCAACAUGAAAAUUCCCGUCAUGGAAGUAAUCAACAGCAACACGUUAUCCGGCCUGGCCCGUCUCGAGAGAUGAAUUCCAAUCUGUCGCUGAAUGCACAACAUCAUCAGAUUAUUCGGCCUUGA
This is a messenger RNA of Daphnia magna, 1958 nucleotides long. RefSeq lists its product as uncharacterized. Bases 1062 to 1958 code for a protein of 298 amino acids. The record is from RefSeq and is a predicted model, not a curated record. The transcript has a single exon. NCBI's taxonomy places the organism in Eukaryota, Metazoa, Arthropoda, Branchiopoda, Diplostraca, Daphniidae.